AUGCUGUCUUCCAACGCCUUCACGGUGAUCAGCCCAACCAUCCCGCAGGCUCAGGUCGCUCCCGUCGAACCGAAGGUCAAGAGCAGCGAUGCAGGUGCAGGGGCUGCUGGAACCUGGUUCUCGGGCACGGGUGCGGCUUUGGCAGCCACCGGCCUCGUCACCGCUUCCGCCCUCCGCCGCAAGGCACGCAGCGCGCGGGCCAAGAACGGCCUCUCGGGUCUCAGCAGCUCCGUCGCCGGCGAGACCUACUAUCGCGACCAGCUAGUGGCGUGCCGUGCUCACCUCGGCGAGGAGGCCCCGAGCAUGGAGGAGACCGACCAGCACGUCCAGGAUGUGCAGAACUUUGCCAAGCAAGCACUUGCCGGAGCUGCAGCAGCAAUGGUUUUCACUUCAUCCAUGGAGUCUGCUGUAGCAUACCCCAUCUUCGCACAGCAGAACUACGCUAACCCCCGCGAGUACACUGGCAAGAUCGUCUGUGCAAACUGCCACCUGGCAUCCAAGCCCAUUGAGGUGCGGAUUCCGCAGGCUGUGUUGCCUGACACCGUCUUCAAGACUGAGGUGGAGAUCCCAGCCAAGUAUGCCAAGCGCCGUCAGCCCAUUGCAGAUGGCUCCAAGGCGGCCAUGAACAUCGGCGCCAUCGCCGUGAUGCCAGAGGGCUGGAAGUUGGCUCCCAAGGAUCGUCUGCCGAAGCCGCUGAAGAAGGAGAUGAAGGGCCUCGCCUGGCAGGCCUACAGCAAGGAGUACCCCAACAUCGUGGUCGCAGGACCUGUGCCUGGCGAGACCUAUGAGAAGAUGGUGCUGCCAGUCCUGGCACCGGAUCCCAACACCAACGACAAGGUCCUCUUCGGCAAGGGCAUCUUCUACUUCGGUGGCAACCGUGGCCGUGGCCAGGUCUACCCCGAGGGCAACCAGAGCAACAACAACCAGUUCUUCGCCAGUGCAACAGGCACCGUGAGCGCUGUCGAUGGCUUGAAGGUGACGAUCACCACCCCGUCUGGUGAGGCCAAGAUCACGGAAUGCUUGCCUGGCGCCGACAUCGUGGUCCAGGUGGGUGAUGAGGUGGAAAAGGACGAGCCAAUCACCACCAACCCCAACGUGGGAGGAUUUGGCCAGGAGGAGAAGGAAUGCAUUCUGCAGGAUAUGAACCGGGUCUACGCCUACUGUGCCUUUGCCUUCUCAUGCUUCAUUGCUCAGCUCUCCUUCGUCCUCAAGAAGAAGCAGUUCGAGAAGGUGCAGCUCGCUGAGGGCUUCUGA
Molecule: messenger RNA, 1254 nt
Organism: Symbiodinium necroappetens
Lineage: Eukaryota; Dinophyceae; Suessiales; Symbiodiniaceae
Source: the annotation of a GenBank genome assembly